CGACGGCCUCCUGUGGACGCUCUGGCCGCCGCCUGCGCUCUAUGGCCUUUCCUCAGAGCGAAACGGGAACGGCUUCGGCGCCGGCUGGGCCCGUUGCCUUCGCUGAGCGGAGCGGAGCGAGCAGGACUGAAGGAAUGUGAAGAUGAGUACUGCAGCUAUGUACCAACUUUCCCAUGGGGAUAAGAACAUGUAUUACAUCCUGACUGAAAACCACCCUUAUGGCAGCAAAUUUUUCCCUGCAGGGAGUAUGUGUUACCUGAACGAACAGUCUUACUUACGGUGCAUCAGAUUAUCACCCACUCGCUUCUUGAGGGUUGUCAUGGAGCAAGACGGAUCCGUGGUCACUUUGGAUGCUGAAAUUCUGCAGCCUUUGCAUGACAAGGUGGCUGAUUAUCUUUCAGCCAUCAGCAAUAUUCAUGAACGGUUGAACUGUUUUCUGGACAGGCAUGUUCUGGAUGCAGCCAUGAAUGCCAAACAGGGUCAGCAAGUCUUUGUGGAACUGGACCAUCAGACUUUCUCUGGUACCAUCUGCUACAUUGGGAAGGUUCAUAGGAGCCCUUUACCAUCUGGGCUCUGCCCAGUUUACUUUGGUGUAGAGCUGCAGGGUGACGGUGAAGGCAAAGGCCACUGUGAUGGUACCUACAAUGGGACAGAAUACUUCAAAUGUAAAAAGGACUGUGGCCUUUUCCUCCCAUGCAACAAACUGCAGUUUGUAUCAGCACCAGAGAAGGGCAUGGCGAAGCAAGAGGCAAAUCCGGACGCAGUUGGGGCAUCUCCAGUGAAAGUGGGGGACACCAUCGGCUUCUAUUUGGACGAUGCCUUCAUGCGAGGAAUAGCAAUGGAUAUAUUCAAGGAGGAAAACACCUGGAUGGUUAAAGUGUGUCCGGAGGAAGAAGGAUCAGCAGAUGUUUUCCGUGUUAUCCCCAUGGACUCUGUGGUUCAAGAGGAGCUGCUUUCCCCAGGAUUUGAAGUGGAUACUGAUACUGGGCUCCAGGACCAGCCUCAGCGCAAGAGAAGUGAGAGUGCAGAGGAUCUGGAAAGCAAGUCACCCUCCCUUGACGUGAACUCAGUGGUACGGAUCAACUUGGACAAGGGGAACUCGGUCACAGGAACAAUCUGUUGGAUUGGCUGUCUGCCUGAAAAUCGGCAGAAAAUGGCUGGAGUUGAGCUGGAUGAAGAUAAGGGUGUUUCUGAUGGCGAGUUGCAGGGGGUGCGCUACUUCUCUUGCCCCCCAAAGCGUGGCCUCUUUGUGAGGCUGGAGUCGUGCCAGCCAGACAUGCGCUUCCAGUCCGUCAGCCACACUUCCCCGGAGUCCACAGAGUUGAGUGGACUGGAUGCUCCUGCUGUCCUAAGCAACUUGCCCCCUCUCAGGGAUGAUGUGGCUGUGAAUGUCCUGGAAGGGCGGAUGAGGGGGAUCCAGGGCCACUGCAAUUCUUGCUACAUGGAUGCUGCACUUUUCAGCCUCUUCUCCUGCACCUCUGUGUUGGAUUCCAUGCUCUUCAAACCCUCCCUCCCACCUGAUGGACAAGUUCAGAAUAUCCUCCGGGACAAGAUAGUCAACCCUCUCAGGCAGAAAGGAUUUGUUGCUGCUAGCAAUGUGAUGGACCUUCGGCACCAGUUGACUGAGAAGGGGGAGUGUUCCAGCUUUGCCACUUCUGAGAAAGACCCUGAGGAGUUUCUUAAUCUCAUCAUGCAUCACAUCCUUGGGAUAGAGCCGCUUCUGAAGCUGCAGUCUGGAAGGCUCAAGGAGCAGGAGUGCUACUGCUACCAGAUAUUCAUGGACAAGCAGGAGGACUUGGUGGUGCCCAACGUGCAGCAGCUGGUAGAGCAUUCCUUUCUCUCAUCUGAUCUCAAGCUGGUGGAGAUUCCAUCCUGCUUUAUCCUCCAAAUGCCCCGUUUUGGGAAGGAAUACAAAAUGUUCAGCAAAAUCAUCCCCUCCUUGGAGCUGGACAUUACUGACCUGCUGCUGGAUAGUCCCAGGGAAUGCUUUGUGUGCGGAGCUGUGGCCACUCAGGAAUGCUCAGCGUGCUUCAAAGACAAGAUGUUUGCGGACACUGGAUUGAAGCAGUACUGCGAUUCUUGCUGCACUCAGGCUCACUCUCAUUACCAGCGCAAAUCCCAUCAGCUGACAAAGCUGCACAUCCCCGAGGAGUUCUGCAGGGGCAGCCGCCUGGGCAGCCUCCGGGUGCCUCGGGAGAAAUUGGAGCUCUUUGCUGUUCUCUGCAUUGAAACCAGUCACUACGUCUCCUUUGUGAAAUACGGACCAGAGAAAGAGAAUUGGAUGUUUUUUGACAGCAUGGCAGAUAGGCAUGGUGACGAGGACGGCUUCAACAUUCCCACUGUGACUCUGUGCCCAGAGGUUGCCAAGUACCUGGAGAUGCCAGUAGCCACCCUGGCCAUGCAGCAGCCCCGGGACAUGGAAGGAGUAGCUAAGCGCCUCUUCUGUGAUGCUUACAUGUACAUGUACCAAAGCAAGAAAAUGGCACUCUAUAAGUGAGCGGUGGGCUGCUUCUUGCAGUGGAACAGAGAGGAAGGGGCUCUGAUGCUCUUCCACUGCGCUGUCUCUCAUGCUGUUUACAAAAUCACCUCUGGACAAUGGAACCAGUGAAACUACUUUGCCUAGGGCAGGUGAUUCAAACCUGCGAAUCUGGACUUGUCAGAAAUGUGGGACUAGUGUUGGUGGAGCAACCUCCCCUCUCAGUUCCCACACUCCUUUUGGUAAGUGUCUCCCCAGAUGCUCUUGGCACUGCUGUGCCUUGACUUUCCUUUGGGCUACAACUCAGGAAGAAGCAGAAGCUCAAGGCUGGGCUUGGACAAAGACUCUCUGGUCUGUGUACCAGGAAAGUGGCCUGUCUCAGGGUUUCACCUCAGCUGGGUUCCAAAAAUCCAGUACUCUUAUUCUGACCAUUCCUCUUCCUUGGUGGGAAUUGAGUGUCUCAGACAAGAAGCUCUUCCUGCAAUAAAUUCUGGGCUUGACCUGGAAUCCCCAGGGAAUAGCAGACUGCCCCUCCUCUGCACACUAGGUUGUUGGUGUGCUCCUUUGACAUCUGUGGCAGCCCUGUGUGCAUGACUUGCACUUUUAAAUUUGUGUAAUUUGUUUUAGAUGGUAAUUGAGGCUUCAUACUGAAGCGUCUCGAUGCUGACCUGUCUCAGGCAGGACAAGCACUUUGGAUAAAUACCUUUGGUCCCAUCUAGUAAUGGUUUGGGGAGAAAAUGGCCCAAGUGUGUGGAGAUGGCUCUCACGCCUUCUGCUUUUUCAGCCUUUACAACUUUCACAAGAAAGUGUGGCAGCCAGGGCUGUGGGCUAUUAUAUACACCCAUCCAGAGCAGCAGGUGCCCUGGCAGUCUGGUGACUCCUGGGGAAUGGCCUGGCCUGCCUUACUGUGAAUUCAACAGCACUGUUAUUAAGCCUCCUGUGUGAGCUGUCCUUGUACAGCAGUGCAGAGCUAAGAGAGUAAGUGAAACGUGAUCCUUUGGACUUCUUCCCCCUCUCAAAUUCUGUGAUGGUAUCUUGACAGUUUAUCUCCCGUGGGUUAGAAUGACCCCCCCCCCCGCCCCACUCUCUCCCCACCCCACCCCCCAAGUUGACAUAUCUUCUUGGUUUCCAUCUCUAAAUAGUUUGAGUUUGGUGUUUCAGACAUUCUCCCCAAGUAUAUUGAGC
This is a messenger RNA of Lacerta agilis (Sand lizard), 3661 nucleotides long. RefSeq names its product ubiquitin carboxyl-terminal hydrolase CYLD-like. The transcript is spliced from 15 exons. Bases 143 to 2497 code for a protein of 784 amino acids. Gene Ontology annotation, cellular component: cytosol. The record is from RefSeq and is a predicted model, not a curated record. Gene Ontology annotation, biological process: protein K63-linked deubiquitination. Gene Ontology annotation, molecular function: K63-linked deubiquitinase activity; cysteine-type deubiquitinase activity. Lineage: Eukaryota; Metazoa; Chordata; Lepidosauria; Squamata; Lacertidae.